GCGGGCGGAGCGCUGGUGUGCGAACGGCCGCGCAUGCGCAGGCGCGCCGCCCCGGUGCCGGGCAGCGAGGGAUGCAUCACUAUUUCCCUGCUCCGGCGGGCCCUCCGCCCCCCAUUUCCCAGUUCCUCUCUCCGGACUCUCCCUUUCCGGAUUAUUUUUAGUCUCCUUUUCCUGCCUUCAAGAUUCCUGGAGCCUCUGACCCCAAGAGACCAGGAGGCCCCGGGCAUGAUCUCUACCCUGCCCUGGCCUCAUCCCUGCCUGCCUCCUCCGCCGCCCCCCCCCACGCCAUCUGCUCAGAGAGGCCCCCGUGGGAGCCUGGGUCCUGCCAGGAUGCCUGGUGGGGGGUCAGGAGACCAGACUGAAGGCAAAAUUGUAACAACGACCAACCAGGCACUACCCGAUCCGCCCUCUGCCCUCCGUGUCUGUCCAGGGGCCUCCUCACUGGCUGUGCCUGCUGCCUGGAAACCCGCCUCCCAAGACAUCCCCAUGGUUCUCCCGUGAUUAACUGUUGGCAGACUCAUGAGCAAGGACAGGAGUCCAGGAUCCCAGGCUCUCCCGCCACUAGCUGACAGUGUAAACCUAAACCCAGGGAUCUAAACCCUGCCUUGCCCUGUCCGCCCUUCUCUGGAUUGCCGCAAGGAUCAAGAGCUCAGGGCUGUAACUGCGCUCCCACGCCAACCUUCGGGGCGCGCAGCUAGCCGCACCCCUGCGCUGGAGCCUACGAGUACUCUCCCUCAGCCUCAGGAGAUCCAUCCGGUCCAACAGCCAACCAUCCUUAUCAUCCCACCUGCCACCCUCCUGCCUUUCCGCCCUUCCUUGACCGCAAAUCCUUAACCGACAGAGCCCUGCCAGUCUCCCCAGACUCUCCUAAACUCCUUUUUCUUCUCUCUUUGCCAGCUCCUGACUCCCAAAGUCCAGCUAACCCUUGACCUCUUGACAUUUAACCUUUACAGUCUUGACUCCAGACCUCUCCCGUUCCUACCUCCUGCAACCCAGACUGCUAAGACUAAGGCCCUCCCACUGAUCUGACCCUCCCCCCCUUCUCUGAAGCUCUUUUUUACUUUCUUACCCCUGUGCCACUUCCUGUUACUGCUACCCCACCAUGGACUUCUUAAUGAGCGGCCUAGCAGCCUGCGGGGCUUGUGUCUUCACCAACCCCCUGGAAGUGGUAAAGACCAGGAUGCAGCUGCAGGGGGAAUUGCGGGCCCCCGGCACCUACCAGCGGCACUACCGAAACGUCUUCCAUGCCUUCAUCACCAUCGGCAAGGUGGAUGGCCUGGCUGCCUUGCAGAAGGGACUGGCCCCCGCCCUCUUAUACCAGUUCCUGAUGAAUGGCAUCCGGUUGGGCACCUACGGGCUGGCCGAGGCUGGGGGCUACCUGCACACUGCCGAAGGCUCCCUCAGCCCUCCCCGAAGCGCAGCAGCUGGGGCCCUGGCUGGGGUCAUGGGAGCCUACCUGGGGAGCCCCAUCUACAUGGUGAAGACACACCUACAGGCACAGGCAGCCUCGGAGAUCGCGGUAGGGCACCAGUAUAAGCACCAGGGCAUGUUUCAGGCGCUAAGCGAGAUUGGCCAGAAACAUGGUCUGGUGGGGUUGUGGCGUGGGGCCCUGGGCGGCCUGCCCCGAGUUGUCAUCGGUUCCUCCACCCAGCUGUGCACCUUCUCAUCCACCAAGGAUCUCAUCACUCAGUGGGAGAUAUUUCCUCCCCAGAGCUGGAAGGUGGCUCUGGCGGCCGCCAUGGUGAGUGGCAUCGCGGUGGUCCUGGCCAUGACACCAUUCGAUGUGGCCAGCACGAGACUCUACAACCAGCCCACAGACGCUCAGGGCAAGGGCCUCAUGUACCGGGGAAUUCUGGAUGCUCUGUUGCAGACCGCUCGGACAGAGGGCAUUUUUGGCAUGUACAAGGGUAUAGGUGCCUCCUACUUCCGCCUUGGCCCCCACACCAUCCUUUCCCUCUUCUUCUGGGACCAGUUACGCAGCCUCUACCACACGUACACCAAAUAGCAACAGCACUCCUUCCCACACCAGCACAUCAGUGCUCCUUAGGCACUCCCGCCUCCGCUGCUGUGUCCCGGUGACUCCCCACCAGCCAGCUGAUCUUCUCAUCCGUCCAGGGGGACAGCCAACUCCACUCCCUGUCUUCUCAGGGUUGAAUCACUACAAGGGAUAGCUUCCCUCCCUUUCUUGGGUGUCACUUUCUUCAACCCUUCCCUACCCGUCCUCCUGGACACCUUCAUACCCCUCUCUCAAGGCUGAACCAGUCACUCCAAAGGAUUUCCUCCUUGUAUUUCGGCGGCCUUGGGUCCCUUCUGAUCCUGUGCACAAACUUUACACUCCCCACUCCAAGACCAAAGGGGACCGGGGGGCCCAGAUGUCUUGUCAGAUGCCACGGCACACAGAUUACCUUGCGUAUAAAGCAAGUUUAUUUCUGCAGGCA
Molecule: messenger RNA, 2438 nt
Organism: Suricata suricatta (meerkat)
Lineage: Eukaryota; Metazoa; Chordata; Mammalia; Carnivora; Herpestidae
Gene: SLC25A35
Product: solute carrier family 25 member 35
Exons: 8
Coding region: 1103-2005 (300 amino acids)
Source: RefSeq, a predicted model, not a curated record